UGAGCUUUCCCGUCCUGAUUUAUUCUUACCCCAGUCAAGAUCCUUAUAAGUUUAGGGGAACGGCCAACUAAUCGCUAGUCUCCCACGUGGAUUGGGUUUCUUUGAUACGGCGCUUUAUUCUACUUCUCUGAUCUCCCUCCUUUUCGCUCUCCCUCUUUAUGAGGUACGAUCCGUAAAUCAACCUCACCUCCGGACCCUACCUAUUACGACCACUGUCUGGCUAUCUCCUAUUGAUCAGCAGCAAUGAAGGGCUGGUUUCAGACCCUAGGCCUCGCUGCCUUACUGGCAGGACGGACGCUUGCGAACGAAGUGGAAUUGACGCAGGACGAAACCCACCGGCAGCGAUGCUCGGGAAUGUAUAGUCGCAAAGCAUGGGGCGGUGAAGUCGACCCGUUCAUUUUGACGAAAUUCGCCCCAGCCGCCGAUGUUGGUGAUAAGGAUCCCCUGGUUAGCUUGGUGAUCUUUGAAUGGAGUGAUGAGGCUCUGAUCGGACGCCCCAUAUCCGACGAUAGCGAUGAGAGAGAGACCAUUUGCGACGAAAAGAGUGUGGAAGCGCAAUACUGCACGGAAGACCAAAUAGGGUCCUUCAUACUUGCGGCCAACGCCACUGACGCCUCGAAAUUUCCUAUUAUCACCAAGGCUGUCCACCUCAAGAACCCGGCCGCCAUCAACUACCCGGUCAAAAAGACGGGUUUCUACUGUGUGAGCACGUAUGGUUACUCGCCGCAGGACUACAAAGCGGUGGUGGAAUUCAGAAAUGCCUAUGGUGAACUCCCAGCUGCGCAGAUUGCAAAGCUACCCUUUUAUGGGGGCCUGACGAUCGUGUACGCGGUUAUUGGGAUUUUCUGGGCCUUCCUAUAUGUGCAGAACCGACAUGAUAUCUUGCCGGUGCAAAACUAUAUUACCGCCAUUGUCGUCUUUUUGAUUAUCGAACAAUUGAUGACCUGGGGCUUCUACGAGUUCCAAAACCAGAAUGGUUUGAAUAUGGGGGCCAAGGCACUAAUGGUGAUUGUCGCUGUUCUCAACGCUGGACGGAACUCCUUUUCGUUCUUCCUACUCCUCAUCGUCUGCAUGGGCUACGGUGUCGUGAAACCCUCCCUGGGCCGGACGAUGGUCUAUGUCCGCGUCCUCGCCAUCGCUCACUUCGUCUUUGCCGUCAUCUACGCCGUUGCAAGUCUGUCCAUCACGCCAGAUAGUGCGGGCCCUCUUGUCCUUCUGAUUGUGCUUCCGCUCGCCGGUACCUUGACGGCUUUCUACGUGUGGACGCUGAACUCGUUGAAUGCGACCAUGAAGGAUCUGGUGGACCGAAAGCAGAAGACCAAGGCUAUGAUGUACAAGAAACUGUGGUGGUGCAUUUUGGGCAGCAUCAUUGUGAUCUUUGGUUUCUUCUUCCUCAACUCGAUCUCCUUCGCUGGCCGCAGUGACGCCAGCUUCGUCCCGGACCACUGGAAGACCCGUUGGUUCGUCCUGGACGGCUGGCUCAACAUCGUGUAUCUCUUCGACAUUGCAUUUGUGGCCUACCUGUGGCGACCUACCGCGAACAACCGACGAUUCGCCAUGAGUGACGAGCUUGCCCAAGACGAUGACGGAUUUGAGAUCCGGUCCCUCGGCAGCGGUUUGGACGAGGAGGAAGGACCUAUGGGUGGCUUGGAGAGCCACUAUGGCUCGGGACACCGUCGCGACCUGUCCCCUAUUCCUCCUAAGCCCGUUCCAUCUGCCCCCCGCCAGCGCGAGUCCCUCGAUGGUGAGACCAUCUUCGCCGUCGGAGAGGAUGGCGACAAGUGGUCCGAUGACGAUGAGUCCCCGCGCAAUUCGAGCGAAAGAAAGCGACUCACGGGCAAGGACUAAGCGUAAGGUGGCAUCCUAACUGUGGGGGUGGGGGCUUCUUGAGUCGCGAUGAUUAGUGGUGCAUCCUGUGCGCCACUGUGUACUGAUAUCGAGGGUGGACAUACCCUUACCUGUCGGCUCAUUUGGAUACAACUGGACUUGUUGGCCUGUUCCGACGCUGCCACUGCUCUACCUGGCGGACAUGUAUGUCAUGGCGUUGGCCGGUGUUCUGUUCUGAACCUGUCUUCUUCUCACUUUCAAUUCUUUGCUUCCUUCUUCGUUCGUGUAGCUUGUGGAGAUGGUAUUCAUUUUGCUGUUCUAUAUUCCCUGAAUAUUUAUUCAUUAUUUUUGAUCAAAUGAC
Messenger RNA from Aspergillus campestris IBT 28561, 2188 nucleotides. RefSeq names its product putative integral membrane protein (Ptm1). NCBI's taxonomy places the organism in Eukaryota, Fungi, Ascomycota, Eurotiomycetes, Eurotiales, Aspergillaceae. Gene Ontology annotation, cellular component: membrane; Golgi apparatus. The record is from RefSeq and is a predicted model, not a curated record. Gene Ontology annotation, biological process: retrograde transport, endosome to Golgi. The transcript is spliced from 7 exons. The coding region runs from base 244 to 1848 and encodes 534 amino acids.